GGCCUUAUAGAUCCUUGUGGAGGAAGCUCGAGCAAGCGAGAGGAAGCGCGCGCCUAGUGCUGGUGGACACGCUACUAUAUUUCUCUUUAGAUCGUCGCCGAAACAUUCAAGAUUGCAGACAUGAGCUAUGGUCGGGGCCCCCCCGAUAUCAAGGGGAUGACGUCGCUCAAGGUGGAUAAUCUCACGUACAGAACGACGCCAGAAGACCUGCGGCGUUCCUUCGAGAAAUAUGGCGAGAUCGGAGACGUGUACAUCCCGCGAGACAGGUUUUCUCGCGAGAGCAGAGGCUUCGCCUUCGUUAGAUACUAUGAUCGCCGAGAUGCAGAAGAUGCAAUGGAAGCAAUGGACGGUCGACGUCUUGACGGUCGAGAGCUGAGAGUGCAGAUGGCCCGCUACGGCCGCCCAGAAACCCCUCCACAUCGAAGACGCCGCCGACGGUACUCGGACAAUUCCAGGUCGAGGUCGAGGUCACGCUCCCGUUCAAGGUCACGCAGGAGAAGUCGCAGGUCACGAUCACGUUCAAGGUCAAGGUCGCGCUCCCGCAGGAGGCACUCUAGAUCAAGGUCUGGCAGCCACUCACGCUCCCGCUCGCGUUCAAGGUCACACUCUGGAAGCAAGAGCCGUUCCCGCAGCCCGGAAGAACGUGAAUCGAAGUCCCCAGAAAAGCAAGAUAAGGAGAAUGGAAUGGAUGAGGCAGCUGCUAUGGAAGAAGAGCAAAUGGACCGAUCUCAUUCACGAUCUAAGUCCCGAUCACGUUCAAGAUCUCGGUCUAAGUCUAGGUCAAGAUCUAAGUCACGUAGCAAGUCCAGGUCCAGGUCACGCUCAAGGUCUGUGGAGUGAGAUGCACUGAACUGGAUGUUGGCAUCCUAUCAUCAACAAUCAACUAAAUCACUGCAUCACAAGAAGACUUCUCAAUUCCUGUCCAGAUUUUUGCAGUACUGGCAUGCUGGGCAGGUACUUAUUAAUUUUCAUGUGCUUACUGUGUACUGGAUCAUUGUCCUCUAGACCUGCAUAUGUUGGGAAUGUUCAGAACCUCCAGAUUGCAAUAUAAUUAUCAUAUGGAUAUUGCUCAUUAGUUAUGUAAUUUUUUUCUAUAAUUUGUUGGGAUACCCAUUUUAGUUAAGGUGGUACAAGAGUUUGGAACCACUGGAAUGGUUUUGUUUUUAAUUAUUAAGGCUUCUAAAAAGACUUGUUUUCUUUGAUGCCAGAUAAUAUGGUAAUGAUGGAAAGUAAGUUGAAAUUAGUUUAAGAAUAUAUUUUUAUUAUUACCAUAGAAUCUGGUCUGAACUAGGUUAAGCAAGGAAAUGUUCCCCACAAUGUUCACAAUUGGUUGUAUGGAGAGGAGUACCCAUCAUAAUCUUAUCCUAGAUUGUCUCCAAGCUUUCAGUAAAACUUUGUCAGAUUACACUUAGUCAUGUGCAUUAACUUUGUAUGCUUAGGAAAUAAAAUUGACAUAAUGUCACU
Messenger RNA from Penaeus monodon (black tiger shrimp), 1464 nucleotides. RefSeq names its product serine/arginine-rich splicing factor 2-like (gene SC35). The coding region runs from base 121 to 840 and encodes 239 amino acids. The transcript is spliced from 5 exons. The record is from RefSeq and is a predicted model, not a curated record. Lineage: Eukaryota; Metazoa; Arthropoda; Malacostraca; Decapoda; Penaeidae. Gene Ontology annotation, molecular function: RNA binding.